This is a messenger RNA of Caenorhabditis briggsae, 561 nucleotides long. The record is from RefSeq and is a predicted model, not a curated record. Bases 1 to 561 code for a protein of 186 amino acids. Lineage: Eukaryota; Metazoa; Nematoda; Chromadorea; Rhabditida; Rhabditidae. The transcript has a single exon.
AUGGCCAGAACUUUGAAUGCAAAUUUGAUACUCGAAGCGCAAGAGGUUGUUGGCCUGGAAGAACUACGAGACGUGCUCGGAUUUGCACCACUUGGACCUUGGACUAAAUAUAGAGAGCCGAGCGAAGAAGAAAUUGAAGCCGCUUCCACCAUCGAGGAGUACUAUACACUGAGAGAGCCACGAACCAAUAUUCGCAGUCUGGACAGCCAAUUAUUUUAUGAGAAAAGCUUCCCUCCCGUCAUGGCGUUCCUGGACAAGCGGAUUCCAUCCAUUCGGACCACUUAUCGACUCAAAUUUGCAGAGAUUCGUAGUAGUCCUGAUGCAAAGGGACCAAUAGAUAUAAAAAUAGUUGAUAAAAUGAUUGAUGAAUAUAUCACCAUUUCCCUCCGCAUAAGAGAUAUAAUUUCUCUCUGGGAGCUUUGCAAGCUGCUGAGACUGUUUCACGAUUUUCCUGAUUUUAUAGCAUUUAUAAAUUUGCUAAAUUUGUUGUUUAUAAACUCGAAUGUUUAUCUGUGUAGCUUGAAUAUGACUUUGAUGGCCCAUGUUCGUGGAUCAAUCUGA